AGAUUAGUCAGUCUGUCCGCGGGCAGAGUUCGUGGGUCAGGGGUUACUCGUUAGCAACGUUGUGGAAGCACAAGCUACGAAUAGCAGCUGUUUAUUUUGAAUUAUCUAUACCGGGUUAUUCAUGUGCUACGUUUAAAACCGAUCGUCUAGUUAAUGCAUCUGGAUUUUUCCCAAAUCAUUUGUUUUUACGUCUAACAUUAAGAGGGAUCGGAGGACUGUUAACUAGUUAGCUAUCAACACUUCUUAGUUUUCUGAUCAAGUGUUGUAACGAAAAGAAUUUUCAUCGCCUGGGUAAAAAUAUUAAUAUAAUCUUAUACAAAAAUGCAGGAAUUAAUCGCCUGUGUCGAUCACAUCAAGUUUGAUCUUGAAAUUGCUGUAGAGCAGCAACUUGGUGCUCAACCAUUGCCAUUUCCAGGAAUGGAUAAAUCUGGCGCUGCUGUCUGCGAGUAUUUCAUGCGAGCUGCCUGUAUGAAAGGUGGGAUGUGUCCGUUCAGACAUAUCAGCGGUGAAAAGACUGUGGUGUGCAAACACUGGCUCAGAGGUUUAUGCAAGAAAGGAGACCAAUGCGAAUUUUUACACGAAUAUGAUAUGACAAAGAUGCCUGAAUGCUAUUUCUACUCUAAAUUCGGAGAGUGCAGUAACAAAGAGUGUCCGUUCUUGCAUAUUGACCCAGAAUCUAAAAUUAAAGAUUGCCCGUGGUAUGAUAGGGGAUUUUGUAAGCAUGGUCCGGAUUGCAGGCACAGACACACAAGAAGAGUCAUCUGUGUAAAUUACCUUGUUGGAUUUUGCCCAGAGGGCAAGUCAUGCAAGUUUAUGCACCCGAGAUUUGAACUCCCUAUGGGUGCAACUGAACAGCCACCAUUGCCUCAGCAAGCACAGUCUCAGCAAAAGCAACAAAUCAUUCAGUCCACAAACAGGUCGUCACAGUCACUCAUUCAGUUAACAAACCCCAAUGUAAACCACAACCAGAGAAUGCCGAAUGCUGUUGGGAUAGUGCAUCCUCACGGCCACGGCAACAUGGGCGGACCUCGUGGUCCUCGUCCACUGGAACAAGUUACAUGUUACAAGUGUGGUGAAAAGGGCCAUUAUGCUAACAAAUGCAGUAAAGGACACUUGGCGUUCCUGAGUGGACAGUAAAGAUUUUCUGCAAAAAGGAUCUCCCACAAUUAUGGCUGUCACAUCCAGAUUGAAAUAUUGGACUGCUGGUACAGAAACCUUACAGUGCAAAGGUUAAAGUUAAGUGACGUGCUUCUACCUCACUGUCCAUGUGCCAAGCGCUCUUGUGGACACGUCACAACAAGAAUAUAUACAACAGGUAGAAGGAGUGGUCACUAAACUUUGUUGAUAUUUUUUCUUUCCUGCAUCAGAUUUAUACUUUGACAUGCAAGACUUUUGUAUUGAAGGCUCCUGAAACUUGGGGGAUUGUUGAUAAUAGAGGAAACAAUAUUAGGCAUUUUUAGGGAGAACAUUGAGUCUGAUAUUAUGAUUGGCAGCUGGGUAAUACUUUAAAUUUAAGUGGCGAUGUAGACAUCACUUAAUAGUCUAUCAAGAAAGUUGCUGAUUUAAAUAAAAGUUAAAAAUGGAUAAGGGAUGUGUUUCUUAUUGCAAUAAAGAUGAACUGGAUUUUUGGAAAAAA
Molecule: messenger RNA, 1636 nt
Organism: Paramisgurnus dabryanus
Lineage: Eukaryota; Metazoa; Chordata; Actinopteri; Cypriniformes; Cobitidae
Gene: cpsf4
Product: cleavage and polyadenylation specific factor 4
Molecular function (GO): RNA binding; zinc ion binding
Source: RefSeq, a predicted model, not a curated record